GGAGACACCAACAAAUGGAACACAAAUUAACUUAAGCCUAUACGAGGCUGGUGACAUCUGAAAGAGGGCACAAGAGGUUGUAAACGUAAAGAGUGAAUAUGGGUGAAAAGAAGCCAGAACCUUUGGACUUUGUAAAAGAUUUUCAGGAAUAUCUUACACAGCAGACUCACCAUGUAAAUAUGAUUUCUGGAUCGGUUAGUGGAGACAAAGAAGCAGAGACUCUUCAGGGAGCUGGGACAGAAGGUGAUCAGAAUGGUCUGGAUCAUCCUUCUGUUGAAGUUUCACUGGAUGAAAACUCAGGAAUGUUAGUGGAUGGGUUUGAAAGGACAUUUGAUGGAAAGUUAAAGUGUCGAUACUGCAACUAUGCCAGCAAAGGAACAGCACGGCUCAUAGAACAUAUCAGAAUUCAUACAGGUGAGAAGCCGCACAGAUGCCAUUUGUGUCCCUUUGCAUCCGCUUACGAACGUCAUCUGGAAGCUCACAUGCGAUCGCAUACUGGUGAAAAACCAUACAAAUGUGAAUUGUGUUCCUUUCGCUGCAGUGACAGAAGCAACUUAUCUCACCACCGCAGGCGCAAACAUAAAAUGGUGCCUAUCAAGGGUACAAGGUCUUCCCUAAGCAGCAAGAAAAUGUGGGGGGUUUUGCAGAAGAAGACCAGCAAUUUGGGGUACAGCAGAAGAGCAUUAAUUAAUUUGAGUCCACCUUCCAUGGUGGUUCAGAAACCAGACUACCUUAAUGAUUUCACUCAUGAAAUCCCAAAUAUCCAGACUGAAGCAUAUGAGAGCAUGACAAAAACAACCCAGAGUAGUGGGUUGCCACGAGAUCCACAGGACCUUAUGGUAGAUAAUCCUUUAAACCAGCUCUCUACGUUAGCUGGACAGUUAUCUAGCUUGCCACCUGAAAACCAAAAUCCAGCCUCUCCUGACGUCGUUUCCUGCCAAGAUGAAAAGCCUUUCAUGAUACAGCAGCCUGCUGCACCUGCAGUAGUUUCAGCUGUGUCAGCAAAUAUCCCUCAAAGUUCAUCUCCAACCAGCCCAGAUCCGCGGCCUACACACAAUCAAAGGAACUAUAGUCCCGUGGCAGGUCCCAGCAGUGAUCGCAGUGCCCACACCAGUACUCCCAGCAUAAGUAACAGUCAACCAAGCACUCCGGCUCCCACCCUUCCGGUUCAGGACCCUCAGCUUCUGCAUCACUGCCAACACUGUGACAUGUACUUUGCGGACAAUAUCCUUUAUACGAUUCACAUGGGAUGUCAUGGAUUUGAAAAUCCUUUCCAGUGCAACAUAUGUGGGUGUAAGUGUAAAAAUAAGUAUGACUUUGCUUGCCAUUUUGCAAGAGGCCAACAUAGUCAACAUUGACUGAGAACACGCUUUCGUUUAGUUUUUUAACAUAUUACAGUAUAUUUUUCAUACUUGCUGAAGGAAAGCCUGCACAUUCCCAUAAGGAAUAUUCAUAUGAAUCAAUUCGACAAAGGAGGCAAAUUUAUUUGUAUGUUGUCGUAAAACUUGCCAGGGAAAUUUUGUAUAAGAUGUGGUGGUUAUUUUAUAUGUAGCCUUUCAAAAAAGCUGAGAGAGUGCUGUAAGAGAUGGAAUGCAUUUACAUGCUUUCGUUGCAAAAUUUAAGUUGCACUUAAUCCCAAUAAACAUUCUACAAAUG
Balearica regulorum gibbericeps (East African grey crowned-crane) is the source of this 1656-nucleotide messenger RNA. Lineage: Eukaryota; Metazoa; Chordata; Aves; Gruiformes; Gruidae. The record is from RefSeq and is a predicted model, not a curated record.